AUCCGGCCGGAUUCCAUCUCCAUCGCUGCGUUCCGUAAAUCCGUUCGUUGGCCGCUGAAAAGAUGGGAAAAUCGAAAGCACAUCGCAUCAAGAGCAUCUCGGGACCGAAGGCAUCCCUAGGUGACCAAAUCAAUGAGGGCCGAGUGUCGAAGAAGGCCAAGCAGCCCAAGGUGCGGAUGCGAGCAGAGGAGCAAGAGUUUGUCGACUCGAAGAUUUCGAAGAAAAUUCUCCGGGAAGCUCGGAAACAGCAGGCCGAGCUGAACCUGUUCGGUGAAUCCUUCGGGCCAUCGCUGACGGACUCAAUGGCCGUUAAAAAGCGGCAUCGGCUGGAUGAUAGAGGAUCCUCCGACGAAUCUGAUUCCGAGGGAGGCGAUGCCGCUGAUAUCGACGGAGAUGAUCUGUUUGAUGAUAUGAAAGUAACGGAAGAGGAUGAGCGGGCACUGGCCAUGUUCCAGAACAAAGAUGGAGCGAGAACACGCACGCUGGCAGAUCUAAUUAUGGAUAAAAUAACCGAGAAGCAGACGGAAAUACAGACGCAAUUUUCCGACAACGGUUCACUGAAGAUGGAAGAGAUCGAUCCGCGCGUUCGCGAAAUGUACGAAGGCGUACGGGACGUGUUGAAACGCUAUCGCAGUGGCAAGAUACCGAAAGCAUUCAAGAUUAUUCCGAAGCUACGCAACUGGGAGCAGUUUCUGUAUCUGACAGAGCCCCACAAUUGGAGCGCUGCCGCUAUGUUCCAGGCGACGCGUGCCUUCUCGUCCGGUCUUACGCAGUACAUGGCACAACGGUUCUACAAUCUAGUGCUACUGCCCCGUGUUCGCGAUGAUCUUGCGGAGUACAAUCGGUUGAACUUUUAUCUGUACCGAGCGCUCAAGAAAGCCCUGUUCAAACCGGCCGCCUUUAUGAAGGGUAUCAUUCUCCCGCUCCUGGAAGCAGGCGACUGCACACUGCGUGAAGCCAUCAUCUUUGGCAGCAUCAUUAGCACAACACGGAUCCCGGUGCUGCACACGUCCGCCUGUUUACUGAAAAUCUGCGAAAUGGAAUACUCUGGAGCCUGCUCCGUGUUCAUUCGCAUCAUUCUGGAUAAACGGUACGCGCUGCCGUAUCGCGUGGUGGAUGCCACGGUGUUCCAUUUCCUAAAGUUCGAAAACGACAAACGCGAGCUACCUACCCUCUGGCACAAGGCGCUUCUAACGUUUGCCCAGCGUUACAAAAACGAUAUCUCCACCGAACAGCGCGAAGCGUUGCUGCUUUUGUUGAAGAAAAAAUCGCAUCCCAAAAUUACGCCGGAAAUCAGAAGAGAACUCAUGGCCGGCCACUGUCGCGAUGUGGAAACGGGCCAGAGUCUGGCCCACGAGAACGAUAUCGAAUUCCAGGAAGACAACGACUACACACCGAUGGACGAUGAUGCGGAAGCCCACGGCUCUCGGAGUACGCCUGGAAAAGGGCAAGGUGGCAAGGAGGUGCAGGAUGAAGAAAUGGAGAGCGACGAGGACGAUGCCGACGCUGACGAGGAGGAAGAUGAUUUGUAAGGGGCUAGUUACAAUUUAAUGUGCGCUUCGAGUGAUUGGUAACAUUUAAUCCAAUAAAACAAGCAUACAGUUUA
This is a messenger RNA of Anopheles aquasalis, 1606 nucleotides long. RefSeq names its product Bystin (gene bys). Gene Ontology annotation, molecular function: snoRNA binding. NCBI's taxonomy places the organism in Eukaryota, Metazoa, Arthropoda, Insecta, Diptera, Culicidae. Gene Ontology annotation, cellular component: preribosome, small subunit precursor; nucleolus; cytoplasm. Gene Ontology annotation, biological process: rRNA processing. The record is from RefSeq and is a predicted model, not a curated record.